UCACUAGAGGGCGCACUUUCUUUAUGAACUGCAGCUCUUCAACUUCCGUUUCCGAAAGGGAAGCAGCCGCAAUAUCAACAUUUGUUACAUUCAAUUAACGUUUUUUUCUAGUAACAAGUACUACGUUAAAAGUGUGUUGUGUUCUGAUGUAGGUGUCUUAAGGAUGUCGGGGCAGAAGCGUCCUGCAGACCCCAGCGGUCCCCCUUCGUCCUCCGGUGUGCACCCAGAAAAGCGAAGGGAGCGGGAUGGAGAGGACGGAGGAAGUUCCGGUGUCAGUGCGACUGCAGGUGGGAGCACAGCGGUGGAGACGGUCAUCAAACUGGGAGGCGUUUCCAACUCGGAAGAACAAGACAUUAAAGCUCUCCAGACAAAGAAUCGUAAACUGGGGGAAUCUUUAGAUCAAAGACAGGGGAUAGAAGAUGAACUACGAGAGCGUAUCGAGAGACUUGAGACCCGCCAGGCUACCGACGACGCAAGUCUGCUCAUCCUCAAUAGAUACUGGAAUCAGCUUGAUGAAAAUAUAAAGCUCUUCAUCAGAUGUUAUGACCAAUCACCUAGCGAACCUGAGAAGUCUCCAAUAGGAGAGGGAAGGAACCUGAAGCCGGAAACCCCUGAGCCUGACGGAGACUCCAAUCAGGAGAGGGCAAAGGACAGAAGCCACCAGGGAGAAGCGUCCAACUCAUUCCUGGCCACACUGGCCAGCAGCACCAGUGAGGAGAUGGAAGCUGAGCUCCAAGAGAGGGUGCAGUCCAGUCAAAUGCAAGCCGCUCGCAUUGUGGAGAUCUACAAGUGUCUAAAGAGCACCGUGGACCAGCUGAAGACCGACGUGGACUCAGGAGUCGCGGGGAACUUGUGGCCGGCAGCUUCCAAACUUAACAUGCUCCUCACCAGUGAAAACGAGCGUCUUCAACAGCUGACCGAAGACCUCAAGCGGAAACACAGUCACAUGACCAGUGAAUCUCGAGCUCUGGCCCGUGCGGCAAACAAAGCGGACCAGCGUGUCAGCGAGCUGCAGGUUCUCAUUGAAGAGCUUCAGUGGGAUAUGGAGAAGAUUCGUCGGCGAGAAAAUCGCCUGAAUGCACACAUGAGCGAGAUACUUGAAAGGGUGAACAGCAAAGGCUACAAGGUGUGUGGGGAGGCCAGUAGUGUUUGUGGAACUAUCACUAUCAACAAGAGAAAGUUUGAGGAAAUGAACAGCGAGCUGGAGGAAAACCAAGAGCUGGCAGACAAUCGUCUCACUGAGCUUCAGAAACUCCAGCAGGACCUCCAGAAUGUGGUGCAGGAGAACAACAACAUGAAGGCGGAGCUGCUGAGUCGGGCGGAGGGCAUGGUGAAGGAGACCUCAGAGUACCGCUGCCUGCAGUCGCAGUUUUCCGUGCUGUACAACGAGUCUCUGAUCCUCAAGGCGCAGUUAGACGAGACCCGCGCUCGCCUCAACACAACUCGGACAGCGCGACUUCGACAACUGGAACACAUGGAGAAUGACGAGGUGACCUUGCAGAGGAAGGUUCGCACUGAGGUCUUUCAGCUGGAAGAUACGCUGGCUCAAGUCCGGAAGGAGUAUGAGAUGCUGCGCAUUGAAUUUGAGCAGACGCUCGCCGCCAACGAGCAAGCCGGCCCUAUAAAUCGAGAGAUGCGCCAUCUGAUCAGCACGCUACAAACUCACAACCAGCAGAUGAAGGGAGAGGUUGUGAAAUACAAGCUGAGGCUGAGGGAGACACAAGCCGAACUCAACCAGAUCCGCCUUUCGAAGGGAAACAGCAUCUUGCAAUCUCAGUCCAGCACAGAGAUAGACGUGAAGGAGGACACGACUUCUCCUACGACAGUACCCGCGUCGGGGGAGACGGUGGUCAAGACUGAGCCUCCUGACAACGGCUCAUCUACGCCCAGCAGCACUGGCACCUCGGUGAAAACAGAGGCAGGAGUCGAGCUUGACGUAUCGGUCAAGGAGGAGGAGAAAGAGGAGAAGAAAGAGAAGGAGGAAAAGAAAGAAAAAGAAACCCUCAUCAUCAAGAAAGAGGAGAAAGAGCGCGAGAGGGAGAAAGAGAGAGAGAGGCCAACUCGCAGCAGCGUGAGCAACAGCGGGAUAAAGGAAGAGAAGGACAAACCCGGAAGUAGCAGCCAGCCCGAGGAGUCUUCCGGGGAGAGGCUUUCUUCAGCCGGAGGGCCAAAAAGGAAAGAGGUGGAGCAGCUGAAGAUUGUCAGAGUCGAGCUCAAAAAAGCCCAGGAGUCCCAAAGGGAGAUGAAGCUGCUUUUAGACAUGUAUCGCUCAGCCCCAAAGGAGCAGAGGGACAAAGUCCAGCUGAUGGCAGCAGAGAAGAAGGCCAAGUCGGAGGCGGAGGAACUGCGUCAGCGGCUGAGGGAGCUUGAGGAACGGGAGAGGAGAGAGGGCAAGAAAAUGGCCGACGAGGAGGCCCUAAGAAAGAUUCGCUCAGUUGAGGAGCAGAUCGACAUCCUGAACAAAAAGCUUUCCACAGCAAAGCAGGAGGAGGACGCCCUGCUGAGCGAGAUGGACGUGACGGGCCAGGCCUUCGAGGACAUGCAGGAACAAAACAUUCGCCUGAUGCAGCAGCUCCGAGAAAAAGACGACGCCAACUUCAAGCUGAUGAGCGAGCGCAUCAAGUCCAACCAGAUCCACAAGCUGUUGAAAGAGGAGAAGGAGGAGCUGUCGGAUCAGCUGCUUACUUUAAAAACUCAGGUGGACGCCCAGUUGCAGGUGGUGAGGAAGCUGGAGGAGAAGGAGCGCCUCCUGCAGGGCACUAUUAGCACUGCAGAGAGAGAACUAGCACUUAGGACACAAGCACUGGACAUGAACAAACGCAAGGCUCAAGAGUCAGCGUUGUUGUCAGAGGAAGUGCGGACUCAGCUGGAGCAGGUUCAGCAGAGGCUCGCCGUGGUCCGAGAAGAGGUUGUAGAGAACAGCAUCUCCAGGGAGAAGGAGUCGUUCAACGCCCGACGAGCACAGGAGGACAUCUCGAAACUCAGAAGUAAGAUUGAAAAAGCCAAGAAACCAGCUGAGAAAAUCAGCAAUGGCGACGACCUCCUAAAUGAAGAAAUUAGCGAUUAUAAGGCCCGGCUAACGUGUCCCUGUUGCAACUCUCGGGUGAAGGAUGCCGUCCUGACAAAGUGCUUCCAUGUCUUCUGCUUUGAGUGCGUCAAGACACGCUACGACACGCGCCAGAGGAAGUGCCCCAAGUGCAACGCCGCGUUCGGGGCCAAUGAUUUCCAUCGUAUUUACAUCGGCUAGUCCACUCCUAAUGGAAGGCGGAAAAGAGGACGAGCAGUAUAGUGCAGAUGCUGCCCGGAGCACUUGUUCUCCUCUUUUUUUUCUUUUUUUUUUGUGUUGAAACAGCGCUACUGUACGUGUCCAGUCUCAAACGGAACUGAAGGCUUUAAUAUUUAGCUUUUAGUUGCUACUUUUGUUUUUUUUUAAGCUGACUGAAUUUGUAUGUGACAUUGAAAGAAGCAGUCACACACACAAGAUUAGCAACAUUCCUGUUUCGUUAAAAUGAGGUGUAUAUUGUUGCUUUUUUUAUUGUUAUUCUUUAAAAAAACGCUUAAAACUGUACUGAAAUAUUCUCAAGAGACUGAAACCUGAA
This is a messenger RNA of Doryrhamphus excisus (bluestripe pipefish), 3599 nucleotides long. RefSeq names its product ring finger protein 20, E3 ubiquitin protein ligase (gene rnf20). The record is from RefSeq and is a predicted model, not a curated record. Gene Ontology annotation, cellular component: HULC complex; nucleus. Gene Ontology annotation, molecular function: ubiquitin protein ligase activity; metal ion binding. Lineage: Eukaryota; Metazoa; Chordata; Actinopteri; Syngnathiformes; Syngnathidae.